Molecule: messenger RNA, 1161 nt
Organism: Oncorhynchus masou masou (cherry salmon)
Lineage: Eukaryota; Metazoa; Chordata; Actinopteri; Salmoniformes; Salmonidae
Product: tetraspanin-15-like
Exons: 8
Coding region: 20-805 (261 amino acids)
Cellular component (GO): plasma membrane
Source: RefSeq, a predicted model, not a curated record
UGGGAAUGACACGGUUUUCAUGGUGUUUCAGAUUGCAGGGUGUGUCCUAUUGGUUUUGGGAAUGAUCGCAGCACCACAUAAUACAGAGCAUGACCAAGGAGAGUCAAUUGGCUUGACAUGGAUUAUAUCGACUGCAGUUGUUUCUGUGCUGCUCUCUUUACUUGGAGCAUAUGGUGCAUACCAAGAGAACAUUGUGAUACUGAGAUUGUUCCUUGGAAUAAUAGGCUUUGGAUCAAUCCUUUUUCUUAUUUUGGGAUUUAAAGUGGCUCGUUCAAUGCCUGAGGCCAUGCAACUGAUUAAAGAAAACCUCCCUGCAAUUACAUCAGAAAUGAUGGCUGAUGCAGAGCAGCGACAAACUAUCAUGGCUCUACAAGUACAAGGUAAGUGUUGUGGAAUAAUGAGUUACAGAGACUGGGAUAGCAAUAUUCCAGAGACCUGUCAAUGUUCUAGUUUCAAGUCAGACCCGUCCCAAUGUAUGGAGGUUCAAAUGACUAAAGAUGGCGGUAACUGGGGAAGAUCUGACAAAUCUGGAAUGAUGUGGAUCUACAGAGAGCCCUGUGGUCCUCUCAUCUUGGAGAACUUCGAUUCAGCUUUUAAGUCCGUACUUGGAUUCUUCCUUGGAUUUGGUUUUUAUGCUUGUAUUGGGCAAGUGUUAUCCGGCGUGAUGAUUCAUCAGGUCAAGAAGGUGCAGUCUACUGACGUCCCUGAGACUAUAGAAGAUGGAUAUCGUUUCACACCGAAAUUCCAGGCAAUUCGCCAUGUGGAGGGAGUUGCGGGAGUUGAACCGACGACCUUCUACCCAUAACCAGGGAUGAGGUCAGGGUUUCAGGUUUUUGGCAUCCUGGCAAAGCAGCGAGGAGUAGAAGGUGCUUGAACAACGGGAGACGAGGUGCAACCAGAAGAAGAAUAUGAGCGUUCGGGAACGGAAAGGCACAACUCACUGCUCACAGUUAUAAAUGAUGUCAUUUUGGAGUCACUGUUAUUGUAAAUAAGAUGUGUUUUUAAUGAAUAAUCCUGAAUGAAUUGUGAGUAACGAUGAGUGAGAAAUUUACAGAGGCGCUAAUAUCACAACUCACUGCUCACAGUUAUAAACAUGAUGCUUCGUUUAUCUCAUUUGUGUAUAAUAUAUUUUAAAUCAUAAUAAAGUUUCGUCUGUCCAUA